Messenger RNA from Pyrus x bretschneideri (Chinese white pear), 675 nucleotides. RefSeq lists its product as uncharacterized. Lineage: Eukaryota; Viridiplantae; Streptophyta; Magnoliopsida; Rosales; Rosaceae. The record is from RefSeq and is a predicted model, not a curated record. The transcript is spliced from 3 exons. The coding region runs from base 1 to 675 and encodes 224 amino acids.
AUGUCUUCUUCAAGGAGAGUGUAUACACAGUUUGAGGAGCAACAUAAAAGAUUGUUGGCACAACAGGAAGAAUUGGUCAAUCUCGAAGAAGGUGAAGGUGGAGAUGAGACUUUAGCAAUGGAGGAGGAUGAGGAUGAUGACUAUGGAAGGCAUAGGGCCUCACAUUCCCACCAUGUCAUGGAAGUUGUGGGUCAAAUAUCCAAACCCAUACGUUCUGCAAACUUCGAUAGAAAAAGGGAAAUACGAGGUCUUAUUCCUGAGCAAAAAGUUACUGCUACCUUACAGAUACUUGCAUAUGGAGUAUCUGCAGAUAAAGUGGAUGAGAUAACGAGAAUGAGAAAAUCAACUGUUCUGGAGUCCCUGAUGCUAUUUUGCUCCGCAAUUGAAGCCCUCUAUACGAAGGAGUACCUUCGGAAACAGACGCAUAGGGAUCUGCGAAGGGUACUGAGGAAGGGAGCUCAGAAUGACCUAAAUGUCCUUACCCAAUCUCCAGUCUUCGACGAAGUGCUGCAAGGAAAAGCACCCAGAGUCACAUAUUCAGUCAAUGGCCAUACAUACGACGAGCCAUACUACCUUGCAGACGACAUUUACCCAAGAUGGACAACGUUUGUCAAAACAGUCCCACAUCCAAAAAAUGAAAAAGAAACACUUUGCAAAAUGUUAAAAGGGGUGUAG